Candida dubliniensis CD36 is the source of this 1647-nucleotide messenger RNA. RefSeq lists its product as uncharacterized. The transcript has a single exon. The record is from RefSeq and is a predicted model, not a curated record. Bases 1 to 1647 code for a protein of 548 amino acids. Lineage: Eukaryota; Fungi; Ascomycota; Pichiomycetes; Serinales; Debaryomycetaceae.
AUGACUUUAAAUUCUACUGGUGAUGCUAGGAAAAAAUUCUCACCAGAAGAUGUUCAUGAUGGGUCAUCUUCUGUUUCCACUAAUGUUGCAGAACUUUCUAACAACAAUAAUGAAAAUAAUGAAUUUGAACAAUUAACUCCUGAACAGCAACGAGAAUUGGAAGAAGAACUUCCAGCGAUUGAACAAGAAUUAACUGAUAGUGAAGAAGAAGAUGAAUUUAUUCGUCGAUUUGGAGACAUUGAAUUCCAAUAUAUUAAACCACCAAAACAAAGUGUUUGGUUUAGACGUCCUCAUGCGUUAAAUUAUUUUAAAGAUGGAGUUUUAUACCGAACUAAAGGUGAAAGAACUUCGAGUAAAACAGAAUUAUUUUUGGAUUUGUUAUAUGUUGGGAUAAUUGCUAAUUUAGCUGGUGAAGCAAGUGAAGAAGCUAGUGGCAAGGCAUUAUUGAAAUAUGUUUUGUUAUUUUUACCAACGUGGGUGGUUUGGGCUGAUAUUAAAGAUUUUACCAAUUAUUAUUAUAAUGAAGAUUUAUCACAAAAAGUGUAUAUUUUUUGGAUUCUUGCUUUAUUGACUUUAUAUAUUAAUAGUCAUUAUGCAUUGUUGAAUAGUGAAGAUGGAGCAGCAUUAACUAUUGUUCCAUAUAUUUUAUGUCGAUUAUCUUUGGCAGCAAGUUAUUUCACUUAUUCAUUUUUCAUUCCGGAACAUAGAGCCCAAUCAAGAUUAUACUCAGCUAUGGUAUUGGUGACUUCUUUAUGUUGGAUUGCUGUUAUAUUUGUUCCAACAAGAGUGAAAAUUGGUCUUGCCUUUGCCUUUUUAUUUUUAGAACAAGUUUGCUUCUCUAUUGCUUAUCAUCCUUGGACGAAAAAAAUGAUGAAUUUAACAACUUCUACAGCAUUGAACAUUGAACAUGAAGUUGAAAGAUUUUCUGUAUUUGUUACUAUUGCUAUUGGUGAAUUUUUAUAUAAAGUUGUUGCUCCAGGAGAUUUGGGAAUUGGAUUCAGUGCCAAAUUCGCUCGAGGGAUUUUCUUAUUGGCCAAUGCCUAUAUAUUGUUUUGGAUUUAUCAAUAUGGAUCAACCUCAAACAAGGCAAUUCAUCCUUUACGUAAUAGUGGAUGGACUGCUAUUAUGUGGAUAUAUUCACACGUUCCUUUGAUUGCAGCUUUGGUGUUGGCAGCAGAUGCAGGUGGUGAUUUGGCUAGUUUAGAUAAUACCAGUACUGCUAAGCAUCAUUUAAUUCCUGAACAUAACAAGUCCGUGAUAUUUUUUGGGAAAGAAGGAGUGUUAUCAGAAGUUGGUGGCGGAGGAGGAGGAGGAGAAGAAGAAGAGAAGAAUAUGUAUGCUUUAUCAUUUUUUUAUACUGGAGGAAUCAGUGUUUCGUUGGUUUGUAUGUUUAUUUUAGGAUUAGUGGAAGUAAGCAGAGAUCCACCAAAUUUAUUUAUUCUUCCUAAGAAUUUAAGAAUUGCAUUAAGAUUACCCAUUGCAAUUAUUAUUGUUCUUCUUAGUUUGGCGGAAUUAAAUACAACUUUAUUGAUGGGAUUAGUGACUAUGUUAUUGGGAAUUUUGUUAAUAUAUGAAAGUGUUCUUGGAACUCCUAGAUCAUGUUUAUUUGAUUCAACAAGACCUAAGAACAAUACAAAUACCAAUUAG